AAUUUAUUUUAGUCUUUUGCUUCAGCUUCAGAUUUCUCUGAAUCCACAAGUCCUCAGUCUGGUCGGCAGCCCUCUGUCAUCGCCAUCGUAACCUAUCUCUCAGUCAGUCAGUCUCGCUUCUACACAGACGGACGUCAAACUCACCGCUUCUCAGUCCUCAUAGGCUUCAUCUGAAUUAGGGUUUUAGGGUUAAAGAAUUGAGAUGUCGAGCUUUCAUGUUGGAGGGAAAGUGGUGGAGAGAGUGGAUUUGUUGAGGAAGAAGCAUUGGGCAUGGCGUUUGGAUGUAUGGCCUUUUGCUAUUUUAUACGUUCUCUGGGUUACUACUAUUGUCCCAAGCAUUGAUAUUGCAGAUGCUGCCAUUGUCCUUGGUGGCCUUCUGGCUCUUCACAUUCUGGUCUGGCUUUUUACUGCAUGGUCUGUCAAUUUCAAAUGUUUCGUUCAGUUUAGUAAGGUUCAUGAUAUUCACCUUGCAGAUGCUUGUAAAAUAACUCCGUCAAAGUUUUCCGGUUCCAAAGAAGUAGUGCCGCUGCAUUUUCGUAAACAGUUGGAAGGUUCUUCAUCCUUGGGGGACAGAGAAGAGAUUUACUUUGAUUUUAGAAAGCAGCGCUUCAUCUAUUCAAAAGAGGAGGAGACAUUUUGCAAGCUUCCUUACCCUACCAAGGAAACGUUUGGCAACUAUCUUAAAAUUACUGGUCAUGGCUCUGAGGGUAAAGUAGUAGCUGCUACUGAAAAGUGGGGGCGGAAUGUAUUUGAAUAUCCGCAACCUACAUUCCAGAAAUUAAUGAAAGAGCACUGCAUGGAGCCUUUUUUUGUAUUUCAGGUCUUCUGUGUAGGACUCUGGUGUUUGGAUGAGUAUUGGUAUUACAGUUUGUUCACUUUGUUCAUGCUGUUUAUGUUUGAGUCAACAAUGGCAAAAAGUAGGUUGAAGACUCUAAGUGAGUUAAGGCGUGUUAGAGUUGAUAGCCAGAUCCUUUUGGUCCAUCGCUGUGGGAAGUGGGUGAAACUUCCUGGGACUGAUCUUUUGCCUGGCGAUGUUGUGUCCAUUGGGCGCUCCUCUGGUCCGAGUGGAGAAGAUAAGUCAGUGCCUGCAGACAUGCUUUUAUUAGCCGGAAGUGCCAUUGUAAAUGAAGCUAUUCUCACAGGCGAGUCUACUCCACAAUGGAAGGUUUCUAUCAUGGGUAGAGGAACUGAGGAGAAGUUAUCAAUUAAGCGGGAUAAAAGCCAUGUUCUAUUUGGUGGGACUAAAAUAUUGCAACAUACCCCAGAUAAGACCUUUCCUUUGAGAACGCCUGAUGGUGGCUGUGUGGCUGUUGUUCUACGUACUGGGUUUGAAACAAGCCAGGGGAAACUGAUGAGGACAAUUUUAUUUUCCACAGAUAGGGUUACUGCCAAUAGCUGGGAAAGUGGACUCUUCAUUCUAUUUUUAGUUGUCUUUGCAGUUAUUGCUGCUGGUUAUGUACUUAAAAAGGGACUGGAAGAUCCCACAAGGAGCAAAUACAAACUUUUCCUAAGUUGUUCGCUUAUUAUAACUUCUGUGAUCCCACCUGAGUUGCCCAUGGAAUUAUCAAUAGCAGUCAAUACAUCUCUUAUUGCAUUGGCACGACGUGGAAUAUUUUGUACUGAACCCUUUCGCAUUCCGUUUGCUGGGAAAGUUGACAUAUGUUGUUUUGAUAAAACUGGAACGCUUACUUCAGAUGACAUGGAGUUCUGUGGAGUUGUAGGGUUGAAUGACGGAAUGAAUUUAGAAUCUGAUAUGACUAAAGUGCCUGUUCGAACUGUGGAAAUUUUGGCUUCUUGUCAUGCGUUAGUGUUUGUGGACAACAAACUGGUUGGUGAUCCUCUUGAGAAGGCUGCACUUAAAGGGAUAGACUGGAGUUACAAAUCUGAUGAGAAGGCCAUGCCAAAAAGGGGAGGUGGCAAUGCUGUGCAGAUUGUCCAAAGGCAUCAUUUUGCAUCCCAUUUAAAACGAAUGGCAGUUGUUGUUCGCAUACAGGAUGAAUUUCUUGCUUUUGUGAAGGGGGCACCAGAAACUAUUCAGGAUAGACUUAUUGAUUUGCCACAAUCUUAUGUUGAUACUUAUAAGAAAUAUACACGCCAAGGUUCUCGGGUUCUGGCCCUUGCUUUCAAGUCCCUUCCGGACAUGACAGUUAGUGAGGCUAGAAGCUUGGAUAGAGAUGUAGUAGAAAGUGGCCUUACUUUUGCUGGUUUUGCGGUAUUUAAUUGUCCUAUAAGAGCAGAUUCAGCCACCAUUUUAUCUGAAUUAAAGAAUUCAUCACAUGACUUGGUGAUGAUCACGGGUGACCAGGCUUUGACAGCCUGCCAUGUUGCUAGCCAAGUGCAUAUCAUAUCAAAACCAGCAUUAAUUCUUGGUCGAGCCAGGCAUCCUGAAGGAUAUGAAUGGAUAUCACCAGAUGAGGCAGAGAAAAUCCAUUACAAUGAUAAAGAGGUUGGAGCUUUAUCAGAAACUCAUGAUCUCUGCAUUGGAGGUGACUGCAUUGAGAUGUUGCAGCAGAGUUCUGCUGUUCUUCGAGUCAUUCCUCAUGUCAAGGUCUUUGCAAGAGUUGCUCCUGAGCAAAAGGAACUAAUUAUGACUACUUUCAAAACAGUGGGAAGGAUAACAUUGAUGUGUGGGGAUGGAACCAAUGAUGUUGGAGCUUUGAAGCAGGCCCAUGUAGGAGUUGCAUUAUUGAAUGCGGUGCCUCCUGCACAAAGUGGAAACUCUUCCACAGAAAUAUCUAAAGAUGGAAACCCUAAGUUUAUCAAAUCAAAAAAAUCAAAACCCAUAUCAGAAGUGGCAGGCAAAUCUAGUAAUCUAAAUGGGGAAGGUUCUAUGAAAGGCAAGGUUGUUGCAAAAUCAGAUUCCAGUAGCCCCUUAGUUGGUAACCGUCCUCAGACGGCUGCAGAAGUGCAACGACAGAAGCUGAAAAAACUUAUGGAUGAGAUGAAUGAGGAAGGCGAUGGUCGCUCAGCUCCCAUUGUGAAGCUUGGUGAUGCUUCAAUGGCCUCUCCUUUUACAGCAAAACAUGCUUCAGUUGCCCCUACGACCGACAUAAUUCGUCAAGGUCGCAGUACCCUUGUUACUACUCUCCAGAUGUUUAAAAUACUGGGCCUUAACUGCCUUGCUACGGCAUAUGUGUUGAGUGUCAUGUAUUUGGAUGGUGUCAAGCUUGGUGAUGUUCAGGCCACAAUCAGCGGUGUCUUUACUGCAGCUUUUUUUCUAUUUAUCUCACAUGCUCGCCCCCUUCCCAUUCUUUCAGCGGAACGGCCCCACCCCAAUAUUUUCUGCUUCUACGUCUUCCUUUCUCUCAUGGGACAGUUUUCAGUCCACCUGUUUUUCUUGAUAUCUUCUGUCAAAGAGGCGGAGAAGUAUAUGCCCGAUGAAUGCAUUGAGCCAGAUUCUGAUUUUCAUCCCAAUCUGGUGAACACAGUUUCAUAUAUGGUGAGCAUGAUGCUCCAGGUGGCCACUUUUGCUGUGAAUUAUAUGGGCCAUCCUUUCAACCAGAGCAUCACAGAAAAUAAACCAUUUUUGUAUGCCCUAUUGGCUGCUGUAGGUUUCUUCACGGUUAUCACUUCUGAUCUAUUCAGGGACUUGAAUGACUGGUUAAAAUUGGUGCCAUUGCCCCCAGGAUUGAGGAAUAAGCUUUUGGUUUGGGCAUUUCUUAUGUUUUUGGUCUGCCACACGUGGGAGAGAUUGUUGAGAUGGGCUUUCCCAGGUAGGAUUCCAGCUUGGAGAAAAAGACAACAGCUGGCUGAAGCUAAUUUAGGGAAGAAGAAAAAUGUCUAGCAUCAAUUGUGGGGCAGCAGUUCUUGCAGAGACUCAGACCAGUGCUGAUAGAACAAGUAGCUGAGUCCAGAAGCAUUAGAACGCUAAUUGAAAUUUUAUCCGCAUUGAUAGAAAAUUUUUGUCUACUUUUUGGAGAGCGAAUGAAUGUAUUUUUUUGACGAAUUUCAUUACCAAGCAGUCACUAUACAAUGUCUUUGAACAAGGUCGCCUAAGAAGAAUAGUUUUAAUCUUAAAUUUGGCCAGUUAACGGUCUCAGAAAUCAUACUUGUUAUUUUACCAUUUUGUAAGUUAAUUUUAUGAAGGCAUGUGGUUUUCUUUAA
This is a messenger RNA of Hevea brasiliensis (rubber tree), 4104 nucleotides long. RefSeq names its product probable manganese-transporting ATPase PDR2. The record is from RefSeq and is a predicted model, not a curated record. The coding region runs from base 203 to 3784 and encodes 1193 amino acids. Lineage: Eukaryota; Viridiplantae; Streptophyta; Magnoliopsida; Malpighiales; Euphorbiaceae. Gene Ontology annotation, molecular function: P-type ion transporter activity; ATP binding; ATP hydrolysis activity. Gene Ontology annotation, biological process: intracellular calcium ion homeostasis. The transcript has 22 exons. Gene Ontology annotation, cellular component: endoplasmic reticulum membrane.